Daphnia carinata is the source of this 1567-nucleotide messenger RNA. Its product is annotated as blood vessel epicardial substance-like. Gene Ontology annotation, molecular function: cAMP binding. Lineage: Eukaryota; Metazoa; Arthropoda; Branchiopoda; Diplostraca; Daphniidae. The record is from RefSeq and is a predicted model, not a curated record. The coding region runs from base 1 to 1311 and encodes 436 amino acids. The transcript is spliced from 5 exons. Gene Ontology annotation, cellular component: sarcolemma.
AUGCCGGAUGUGUCAGAUGACUUCCGGAAUUCUAGUCUCGCAACUUUGGCGAUCGGCAACACAAAGUUACAAUCGUGUAGCGAUUUGGAGAAAAGCCAACACGGAUUAUAUCAACCUGCUCACUUCUUUUACGCCGCAGCUCUGCUGAUACCGCACCACACCUUUGUCUGGAGCAUCUUCAUCACUCGCUUCCUAAUGGGUUUGGCCUACGCUCUAGUGACAGUGUGGGCAUGUCUGGAACUCUGUGCGCCCGAUGUCUUCGUCUGGAACGCGUUAUUGACAGCUGGCACUUUAGUUCACAUCGUCUACUGGAGUUUGCACUUCCGGCCGGGUCGCAUUCGCCAGCGAUCCCUUCUCGAACUGCAUCAGAAGCUCUUUGUGCCCCUGGAUUGUUCUCAAGAGCUCUUUGUCCAGUUGACCAACAAGUCUGUCAUCCGUCACCUUCAAGUGGGCGACGAUUACUUUGUCGCUACACAACAAUUCGCUACUUCAAUGUCGAGUCCAUCGGCCUCGUUGAGAUUAUCCGUCCUCCUAGCGGGCAAGAUGAGAGUGACUUUUGGUCUUGGCAACCGGUUUCUACAUCACAUUGAGCCGUUCCAGUUCGUCGAUUCCACCGAAUGGUUUAUGAUGCAGAACGUUUCUUCGCAGGACGUCACAGCUUCCAAGAUUCAGAUUUCCAUCACAGCUGACGAACCUUGCAUUUUUCUUCAAUUGGAUUCAGAUCUACUGAACUGCUUGGCCGUUACUAAUCCAUCUUUGAAAUUCCUUCUCGACUGUCUGAUCGGAAAAGAUGUUUCUCAAAAACUGUAUGCCGUUGCGGAACACGUUGCUUUAAUGGGGACGACCAGAGACCCCAAACAGGAUCGUUUACAGUCCGCACAGGUAAGUGGCGGUGGAGGUUCGGUGGGUGUCAACAGUACGAUGACCUACUCAUCCCUGGGUCCAUGGCAAGGUGAACUUCUCAGGAGCCAAAGCGCCGACGCCGUUCACACUUGCAAACAGGGCCAGGUACGAUCCAUUCAUUGGCGGCGGGAUCAGACCCGGAGGAUAUGGGCUAGGAGGUAUGAGAAACUCGUUCCAUGUCGACAAGAGACUCGUCCGUUGAUGAAUGGCCGAAAGACAAGUAGACGUAGCCAUUUAGAAGAAGAAGAAGAGCCAGAUGAUUGUUUGGCCAGGGCAAGUAGCUCUAAAUACCCUGCGAUAGCUAGUGACAAUCGUCACCAAGAAAUAAGGAUAGCCGCCUCUCAUCAUCAAGAACAAUUUCGCCCACACUGGAACAACAAAGUCCAAUUUGACGAGACCUUCGUGUGAUUAUUUUUCUACGUGUUCCUCCCUUUUUCUACCGAGCUUAGAAUAAUGUAUUUUUGGGAAAGAACUUGUAUUUUAAGUGAAACAUCUAACCACCGGGUGGUGGCUUGUAUUUUGUCUAUACCUCUGUUGCUUUGCUCGUUUACUGUGUGAAAUAACACUGAUGUCAAUAUGUUGUCUGUGAUUGGUAUUUUUUAAUCGAACAAAUUGCACUGUCAAUGAUAAUAUUCGAUGUGAAUACAAGCCAUUGUCAUUUGUA